AAUUGGAACUUCUUCUUUCAGAACAUACGCUCUCCUAUUUGUCAACGGAUCUAAUGUGAAUUUUCAAACUUUAUGGAGACUCCACUUUCUCCUACGCCCAGCGCCACCGUGACGGUGGUGGAGGCUCCUCCAUCACCUGAAUUCCUCAACGGUGAUAUAUUACCAAUAGUCAAGAGCAGGAAAAAGAAAAAGAAAGCUUUUGAGCCCUCGAAUACGGCGUCGUCUUCUUCGUGUUCUUCUUCUUCUGCUGCCGGUGUACGCCUCUCUCACAAACGCAGAAAUUCGAAAGUUCUCUUGGCUUCCGCCUUUCGCCGCGGCGGUGGCGGUGGCCGCUUUGGGGAUAGCCAAUUGGAGGCGGUUGCCCUCCCACUUGGAAUGUCUUUUGCUGCAAUUGUUGCCCAGGUUAUGGAGAGGAAAGAUGCAGCAGGUGAAAAGAUGUCUGUUGAUCAUCUUACGAAGAUAUGUGCUUCAGCCGUCAGAGAAUCUUUAGCCAAUGUCUUUGGUGAUGAAUUUAAUUUUUUUGCAAGGAAUUUUGAGAAAUCAUUUGGGAGCACAUUGAGUACUCUUAGAUUGAUUAAUGAAGCAUCACUCAACAAGGAAGUUAAUCAUUUUGGUAAACUAGAUAUAGAAGAUUCUGCUUCAGACUUGAGUCUCUACAAUGGAUUUGGGUGUGAGAGCAGCUCUUGCGUCAAGGAUUGUCUCUCAGAAACUGAGUUGCAAUCCACUUUGUCUCAGAACCAACUGCAUUUAAAUGAAGAUGUAGGCGAAAAUACACAUUCCUUGAAUCGGGAACUUACCUUGCAUCCAUGCUCAUCAGGUCCUGUAUUUAACCAGCUCAGCACCAUUGAGAAAUCAGUCAUGGAGCAGACCCGUUGUAAUGACCUGAAAAAGUUGGAGAUAGGUCUUACAAUGAGAAAAAUUCAAUUAAAAGAGGCCCAGCUGGCUCUUAAUUUUGAUUCAAAUCAUCUUGAGAGAUCAAAGUUGGCAAUGGGAAUAUCAAAGGCUUCCUUUAAAAUCGAGAAGUUCAAGACUCAAUUAGAAGAUACAAGAUAUGCUGAACUGCUUAAGAAGUGCAUAGACUGUCUUGUUGCUGGUUUAUUUAUCAUGUCUGCCUCCAUUUUUUAUGGUGUAUAUGUUUUUUCAUACCAAAGGAUCACUGAUGCUACUGCAUCCUGUUAUCCUUUAAUUGAGGACUCCAAAUCUUGGUGGAGACCAAAACCGUUUUCGUCUUUCAACUCAGGGUGGAAUACUCUCAGGUGUCAUGUUCAAGUGGCAAGCCGCAUGCUAUUUGGCGUCUUAAUAAUUUUAGCAGUAGCUUAUUUGCUUCUUCAACGCUCGGGAGCCUCACGUCAGACGAUGCCGGUAACUUUCAUAUUGUUGCUUUUGGGAGCUGCCUGUGGUUUUGCUGGCAAACUGUGUGUGGACACAUUGGGAGGAAGCGGAUGGCACUGGCUCCUGUAUUGGGAAACUAUGUGCAUGCUUCACUUCUUCUCAAAUGUUUUUCCGUCCGCUUUGUUCUAUUUACUGCACGGGCCUGUUUCGGUUUCAAAAGGGAUAAGAUACAAUAAAUUAUUGCCCUACUGGUUCCGGAGAAUUCUUUUCUACGCAAUUCUCCUCUUGGUUCUGCCUUUAUGCUGCGGUCUUUUGCCUUUUGCUUAUCCUGGGGAAUGGAAAGAGCAUUUCUUUCUACUUGCCACCAAUUUAGCAUCCAGUCAGGGGUGGUCUACACAGCCAGAAAGCUCCCAAUAAUCUCGUCGGUGAAGGUUAAUGUCUCGACCAUUGCGUGUAAUCUAUUGGCAACAUAUGUCAUGGUCUACACAGCCAGAAAGCUCCAGGUAAUCUCGUCCAGUGAAGGUUAUGUCUCGACCAUUGCGUGUAAUCUAUUGGCAAUAUAUGCCAUCUGUGUAGUUGUGGUCUAUGUAACCAUAGGAGCAGCUGGUAGGAUUUAUGUAAUAACUUGUCAGCCUAUUUGGCUGAUUGGUAGUUCCGGGUUGAUAACGUAUAUUUAUUUUUGUAGUAGUUUAAGGUUAAGUUUCAUGUAGUUGUACUUGUAUCAUGGUAGAUUGUUCUCUCUUCUUUUUGCAGUCAUGUAUCGUGUUUUCUAGUGGAAAUGAGAAAUUAUGUUUUUUU
This is a messenger RNA of Mercurialis annua (annual mercury), 2130 nucleotides long. RefSeq names its product protein CPR-5. Gene Ontology annotation, biological process: trichome morphogenesis; defense response; leaf senescence. The record is from RefSeq and is a predicted model, not a curated record. The coding region runs from base 73 to 1749 and encodes 558 amino acids. NCBI's taxonomy places the organism in Eukaryota, Viridiplantae, Streptophyta, Magnoliopsida, Malpighiales, Euphorbiaceae. The transcript has 5 exons.